UUCUCACUCGCUCCAGUUUCGCAGACGACGACAUCUGCUCUGAGAGCAAGAAUUAUCCUACAUUGCGGAGGGCUUGUAUGCAUAAACAUUUCAGAUGAGUUCAUUUCUGAACAGAACUUGAAUAGAAAGAAAUGUCUAUGACACAAACAUGCCUUUGGAUCAGUUUGGCUCUUUGUAUAGCCACAGGAGGAUCUGAGAUGUUUUAUGAGAAAAGGGGAGAAACUGUGAUCCUGAACUGUGGUGAUGCUGCCGCAAACAGGGAUAUAGAAUGGAAACACAAAGACAGCCUCAUUAUGAGCGUUACUGGCAAAACUGGAAGAAGUAUCAGAGGGAGUGCGUCCGUCCUUUCAAAGUCAAAAUUGAAUCAACAAAACCUGCACAUCACCUCACUGGAGCCUGAUUGCGCCGGACUGUACAGCUGUACUGGAUAUAACAGCGAAGGCAGCAAAAUCAUCACACAACACACACUGAGCAUUGUGUCAGUCACUGAAAGCGCUGAAGCUGUGCUCCAGUCAACGUUAACCCUGAAGUGUGACAUUACUGGGGACUCAACAGCACAAGUUCAGUGGCAGAGUCCAAAAAACCAUUCAAAGUUUGAAACUGGAAAAGAAAUUACUGUGAAAUCUGUGAGCUUGAAAGAUGCUGGCGAGUGGGUUUGUCAGAUCAAAGGUGAAGAUGGGAAGGAGAGAAAGAAGAUACACGUAAACGUCGCUGUUGUUGGUCCUCUGGAGUCCUCUAAGGAACUUACAGUUGGUCUAGGGGCCAGUGCAGUGCUGCCAUGUUUUCUGUCAAGACCAAGCCGCUUGCGUAUAGUAGGAGGUGGUUGGACGCGAGAUUCCCUCAAUAACUCCCUUCUCACCUUAGCCAGAGAGAAAGACCUUCACUGGACUAUCACCAAAGAUAAAAUGUCUAGGUUCACAUUCCCAACUCAUCAGCUCAGCACAAACUUUAGUGUGAAACUGACAAAUGUACAGUCUGCUGAUGCUGGUGUGUAUGUGUGCACUCUGAUGUUUGAGGGUAAAGAAAAACUAAAGGCUAACUUGAGACUGAAGGUUGAGGGAGAAGCAGUAAGCAGAUCCAGCAAAACAUUUUGGGAGAUCUCUGUAUUGGGGUUGAAACUGUAUGCCUGGGUUGCCAUAGCAGCAGGAUCUGUCAUUCUGAUCAUCCUAUUUGUCGUCAUCAUGUUUUUUUAUCGCAGGAAUAAGCGAAUGAGGAGGAAGGUGAGAAAAUUAAAAUCUAUGCGGGAGCCUCUUACAUCUAGGAAUUACUGCCAAUGUAAUAGGACUGAAAGACCUCAUGCAGGCAAGCGAGAGAAGCCAGCCCCUCUUCCCAGGACAGACUACUAUCCUUUUGACACUUGACAUGUGAGGGGGUCAGAGAAUGGAGGAACAUAUAUAUGUGUUUUUAGAGUCACUGUGAAAACAGGUUGAUGAGCAAAUUCUUCUUUCUGUGACUAAUCUUUAAUAGGUUAGGCACAACAUGAUAGCAGCAAUAAUAUAUGUGCACUUAUUGCUAGAGAGCUAUGCCAAAUUAGGUAAAUCUUUAAAAUCUUUUUAUUUGUAAAUACUUUUUUUUCUGAAAAUGUAUAAACCAAUGACAAAAUAUAGAUUUGCAUCAGCUUACACAUUUUAGGAAAAUUUACAGCAUUUUAUGGUUGUAUUGAAUAAAAAUAUUUAGCCUUACUUUAUUCAGCAAAAACAAAAAAUUAUAUGGUACUGACUGAUGUAAUGAAUAUUUCCCAGUUUAUUCUUUUCUACAAAUUAAAAUUAAACCAUUAAAAUAG
Molecule: messenger RNA, 1783 nt
Organism: Electrophorus electricus (electric eel)
Lineage: Eukaryota; Metazoa; Chordata; Actinopteri; Gymnotiformes; Gymnotidae
Product: netrin receptor DCC-like
Source: RefSeq, a predicted model, not a curated record